AUAAUGGGUUUUGAAGACAAUGGCAUACUUCUAGACCGAACUAAAAAAAUUGCUGACAAAUCCAUGGUUUUUAUGGUCUGUGGAAUAAUGAAAAAGUGGGAGCAGCCAUUGGCCUAUUUUUUGAAUGAGGGUGGCUUGAAAACUGAUAUGCUGGCUGCCACUAUUAAGAGCAUUGUAAGAUGCUGCCAAGAUGCAGGUUUAAAGGUCAGAACAAUUAUUUGUGACCAGGGCACUGCCAACAUUGCUGCCAUAAAUAAAUUGUAUAAGGAGACUCGAGAACAUUUUAUUAAAUCUCGUGAAGAAAAUAAACUUUUUGGCGUUUUAAUUGGUGGGACAGAAAUAGUUCCACUUUAUGACCCAUCACAUCUUCUAAAGGGUAUGAGAAACAAUUUCUUUAGAUACCCAGUGGUAUUUAAAUGGAGAAAAAACGUCAAUGAAAUGGGCAAAUGGAAGCACAUUGUGCAAUUAUAUAUGAUCUGGACAAACUAGAAGGAGGAUUACAAAUUAUGCAAGAAAUUAAUAAUGGCCCACGUAGAAAAUACUAGAAAAAUGAAAGUAUCAGUAGCAGCACAAGUUUUUAGUACAACUGUAGCAGCAACAAUGAAAAGGUUAUCACAGAAGGAAAGUUGGCUACCAAAAGAAGCCGAAGGAACAACAGAAUUUCUAUUAAUCAUGGAUAAAGUUUUUGACAGCGUAAAUGGUUCCAAAUUGACUGUAACCAGUGGAAAAGAAAUUGGUGUGCUGUCACAAAAAAAACAAAACACAAAGAUUCCUUUAUUCGUGUUUUUUUUACAGGGACUGCCUGAAGAUGAGGAGGAGGAGAAUACAGAAGAGACAUUUAGUGAAGUCCCAGACAACGUGCCACCAAUUUCACACCCCAUCGAGACACAAGCUCUCCGAUAUAUUUCGGGAUAUUUAAUCAAAAAAAUUGCAGCAACGGCCCCGACUUGCAACUGUAAGGAACUUCUUCUAAAAAAGAGCUCUGAUGUUGAAGAAAGCGAAUUGUUUUUAAAGGUACUAUCCUCUGGGUUUGAAAUUGAUCCAGAAAAAUAUCAGAUUUAUGCAGACCGAACUCUAGCUAUGUACUUAGAACACUACAGUUGGUACUAUUUGCCGGUGACUGUGCAUAAAAUCUUGGUACAUGGCUCAGCCAUCAUUAAAAAUGCGUUAAUCCCAAUUGGACAACUAUCCGAAGAUGCGCAAGAGUGCAUGCAUAAAGAUAUUAAGAAAGUGCGAGAAUACAACACCAGAAAAUUUUCCAGGAAAGCUACAAUGCAGGAUUUAAUGCAUCAUCUUUUAGUGGCAUCAGAUCCAGUAAUAAAUAGCUUUAGAAAUAAAACUAGUAAACCUUUAAAACAGUUUUCACCUGAGGCUUUGGGUCUUUUAAAAGCACCAGAUAUGGAAUUGGAAAGAAUUUAUGAGAGCGAUAUCGAUAGCGAUAAUAAUAGUGACAGUGAGACUGAUUAA
Messenger RNA from Anthonomus grandis grandis, 1467 nucleotides. RefSeq lists its product as uncharacterized. Lineage: Eukaryota; Metazoa; Arthropoda; Insecta; Coleoptera; Curculionidae. The record is from RefSeq and is a predicted model, not a curated record.